Molecule: messenger RNA, 1005 nt
Organism: Rotaria socialis
Lineage: Eukaryota; Metazoa; Rotifera; Eurotatoria; Philodinida; Philodinidae
Source: the annotation of a GenBank genome assembly
AUGUCAAUUCAAUGUACAGGAAUCGGUAUUGAUUUUGGUACAACCUAUUCAGAUGUUCUACGUCUCGGUGGACGUAAAUUUGAAGAUUUGAAAUCCAAUCCUAACAUAGACUAUUAUCCAUUUAGAAUAGAAAAUUGUAAUGGAAGACCUAUAAUUCAAGUUGAAUAUAAAAAGGAAACAAAAGUGAUAACACCAGAGGAAAUUCUAUCAAAGAUUUUAGUAAAGAUGAAAGAAAUAGCUCAAGUCUAUAUUGGAAGGAAAGUUUCUCAAGUUGUCAUAGGCGUAUUAGCUUGUUUUAAUUAUUCACAGCGACGACCGAUCAGCGAUGCUGCCGUUAUGGCUGGUCUUAGCGUUCAGCGCCUUAUUAUUGGAUCGACUCUUGCCGGUGCGGCUUUUGGCUUCCAGAAUACUUUCUCGAAAGAGCGAAAUGUGUUAGUUUUUUAUAUGGGUGGUGGUACUUGUAAUGUGUCUAUUUUGACAAUAGAAAAUAAUGGACACUGCAAAACAAAGUCAACUGCUGUUCGAUUGAUAUCGGAGAUAACUCGCGCUCGUUUUGAAGAACUUUGUGAGGGUCUAUUCUGUGACACCCUAAAGCCUAUUCUGAAUGCAUUACAUAAUAUUAAUAUGCAUAAAUCACAAAUUCAUGAAAUCGUUCUCGUCGGUGGUUCAACACAUAUUCCACGUAUACAAAAAGAAUUAGAAGAUUUAUUUGAUGGCAAAAAACUUAAUAAAUCAAUAAACCCAAAUCAAGCCGUUGUUAAUGGUGCAGCUAUUGAAGCUUCAAAAAAUAUUAAAAAAGUUCUUUUAGCUGAUGUGACGCCUUUUUCAUUCGACAUUGAAGCACCCAGUGGUACUAUGAUACCAACAAUUAAACGAAAUAAGGCAAUUCCAGCAACACAAACUCGUAUGUUAAGAAUAUGUUUCAACAAUCAAACAAAUGCGCGCAUUAAAAUUUAUGAGGGUGACCAUGAAACAGCCAGUAAUGAUUAUCUAAUAGAAGAAUAG